Haliotis rubra (blacklip abalone) is the source of this 639-nucleotide messenger RNA. RefSeq names its product collectin-12-like. The transcript has 3 exons. NCBI's taxonomy places the organism in Eukaryota, Metazoa, Mollusca, Gastropoda, Lepetellida, Haliotidae. Bases 1 to 639 code for a protein of 212 amino acids. The record is from RefSeq and is a predicted model, not a curated record.
AUGUUGACAUUCUCCUUGCUCUUCACUGGGUACAUGUUAGACACUCUUGGUCCCUUCCUGUCUGGGGACACCCUCAAAUCAGAAUGUGCAGUAGCCUGUGUGAACAACGCAAACUGUUCCUCAUUCUUCUAUGACGUCAACACUCAGGAGUGUUACCUGGAGAAAUAUGUGUACGUUGCCAGUCACCAGCUGCAGAACCGGAGUGGCGUUCAAUACUAUUCUCUGCUGAACAGGGCUUGUCCUGCCAGCAAUAUCUACUGUCGAUUCACAAACCAGUGUCUCAGGCUGCAUUCAUCUGCGAAGAUGAAAUUUACAGCCGCCAGGACUCUGUGUAUGGAGAACUCGGGACAUCUCGCCUUCAUUAGAUCUGAGGAGGAGAACAGACAAGCUGUCAUUGUUGCGAAGGACGAAGCUGUAUGGAUCGGCUUGGAGCGUAAUGACACCGAUAGUGAAUGGCGCUGGACAAAUGGACAGUUUCCGGGACCCUACGUCAACUGGAAUCAGGCAAACCUUGGAGGUGCACUGCUCUAUGGCAGGAUGUUUCGCACUGGCAAAUGGGGUACCUUUGGCCUGAAUGGCAAAGUACUAGCGCUCUGUGAAAUUGAUCUUGAGGAGAAUGACGAUGCUCUAAGGAGUUAG